ACUACUCCAAACACGAAGUGACUGCGUGUCCGGGUCGGGGGGCCGUGGGUCAUUAGCAUGUACCUAUGCUCUCAUAAGUACUAACCUUACUUCAUAUACCCCCUCAAUUUUUCCCCUCUGCAUCCUAUUACGCACUCACGAUUCCCGUCAUGAUUUUCUUUACGAAGAAGCCUAAAACAUCUGCCCUUCCUCCCGGAUGGCCAUCGCCAUUCCACAACAAGUGCACUCAACGAGACUGCUCCUACGCUAAUAACCCGCAAACCGUCAAGGGUGUUUACCAAUGUCGCGGUGUCCCCGGAGGUUUCUACUGUGAGGGCACAUACAAAAUCGCAUCCACCCGAGCGCGCGAGACAGAGCACUAUUUACAAGAGAUGGCCAUGGCUCGUAGAUCAGCUGAAGAGGAACAGAGAAGGCGCAAGACAUCAGAGAUGAGACGACCUGAGAGGGGACCCGAGUUUGGGAUGCGACGGGGUGGGACGAACCUGUCUGACAGGAGAAUACCAGAUGAACGGGACCACCGAUCUGAUUUUCGGCAAGCUCCUCGCAUUACGAGAGGCACGGAAAAUAGGAGACCGCAAACGGGUGUACCAAGUUCAGGUUACCGCCCUUCACAAUCCGAAAAAGAGUCGGAGUACAGGGUUGACCAACUUCUCAUGAACCUCUAUCCUGAAAGAGAAAUCCGACCAAGAUGGAUAUAAUGAACAUACUACUACACGAGUUCUACAUUUUAUGUAUUUUUAGGCCCCAUUCAGAGCCAGUUCGAUGAUAAUAACGAUUUCUGACACGAUAUUACU
Molecule: messenger RNA, 794 nt
Organism: Suillus bovinus
Lineage: Eukaryota; Fungi; Basidiomycota; Agaricomycetes; Boletales; Suillaceae
Exons: 3
Coding region: 150-698 (182 amino acids)
Source: RefSeq, a predicted model, not a curated record